AUGGCCGUCUCUGCCCUCGACUCUCGCAUUUUCCGCAACUUAUUCGGAACACAAGAAAUCCGCGACAUUUUUACGGACGAGGCAUAUGUGCGGUCCCUAAUAGAAGUUGAAGCCGCCCUAUCGCGCGCCGAAGCAACCGUUGGUGUUAUUCCAGCCGAUGCGGGCAAGGCGAUUACCGAUGCUUUUGCAAGCCUUCAGAUUGACUACAAGGGUCUGGCAAUUGAAACUGAUAUCGUGGGAUAUCCUGUUCUUCCAUUGGUUCGGCAAUUGGUCGAAGGGACGGCCGAUGAGAUGGCCAACUAUAUCCAUUGGAGAGCGACGACACAAGAUAUCCAAGAUAAUGCCUCCAUGCUUCAGAUCAAACGAGGACUCGUUUUGGUGAAGAGAGAGCUUGAGAAUCUGAAGGAAGUUCUUAAGGGUCUUGCAAGCACGCAUCGUGACACUCCAAUGGCAGGGCGAACACAUCUACAGCACGCUCUUCCUUGCACGUUCGGAUACAAAUGCGCCGUAUACCGCUCCAGCAUCCUCCGACACCUCGAGCGCAUCGAGGAGAUCGAGCAACGGUGUUUGCUUGUCCAGUUCGGAGGUGCCGCGGGCACGAUCGCUUCAUUGGGCCGGGAUGAUACCGGUCUUCGGACUCGCAAGCAGCUUGCAGCAGAGCUUGGGCUUAAGGAUCCUCAUAUCACCUGGCAUGUUGCGCGCGAUAACAUCGCGGAGACCCUCAACUUCCUCGCUCUAGUGGGUGGCACAUUGGGCAAGAUUGCAUUGGACGUGAUGAUCAUGUCCUCGAAUGAGUUCGACGAGGUCUCGGAGCCAUUCGUGCCUCACAGAGGUGCUUCGUCCACAAUGCCACAGAAGCGUAAUCCGUUCUCCAGUGAGGUCAUUUUGGCUGCGUCCAAGAUGCUGUGCGCCAAUGCGUCGCUGGGGCUAGAUGCGAUGGUCACGGACUUCGAACGCGCAUCUGGACCGUGGCAUUUGGAAUGGGUGGCUAUUCCUGACGCUUUCGUGGCUGCAGCCGGUGCUCUGCAUCAGACGAAUUUCGCUCUCGGGCGGUUGGCGGUGAAGGUGGACUCGAUGAAACGCAAUCUGUAUUCCACCAAGGGAUUGAUUGUGGGUGAGGCUGUUAUGAUGGGACUGGCACCACAUUUGGGACGACAGGGCGCUCAUGAUCUGGUCUAUGAAGCUUGCAAGUCUGCCAUCGAUAAAAACAAAACUUUGCUUGAAGUUCUCGAGAGAUUGCCUUCGUUAGUUGGAAUUGCAACGGGGGGCAGCUGGCUGCUUCCUGUGACCCGUUGGAAUAUAUGGGAGCUAGCCAGUUGA
Molecule: messenger RNA, 1320 nt
Organism: Penicillium arizonense
Lineage: Eukaryota; Fungi; Ascomycota; Eurotiomycetes; Eurotiales; Aspergillaceae
Product: class-II fumarase/aspartase family protein
Exons: 3
Coding region: 1-1320 (439 amino acids)
Molecular function (GO): catalytic activity
Source: RefSeq, a predicted model, not a curated record